GGCAGCCGGCCGGGCGCAGAGCAGAGCCGAGCGCCGCGCACCCCGUCGCGCCCGCCGUGCCCGCCCAGCGCAGCCUCCGCGGGCUGUGUGCUCCAGGCUUCAAUGAGGAGUCCAAAUAUGGAGACAUUCAAGCAGCAGAAGGUGGAGGACUUUUAUGACAUUGGAGAGGAGCUGGGCAGCGGCCAGUUUGCCAUUGUGAAGAAGUGCAGAGAGAAAAGCACAGGGCUGGAGUACGCGGCCAAGUUCAUCAAAAAGCGGCAGAGCCGGGCCAGCCGGCGGGGCCUGUGCCGGGAGGAGAUUGAGCGGGAGGUGAGCAUCCUGCGGCAGGUGCUGCACCCCAACGUCAUCACGCUGCACGACGUCUUUGAGAACCGCACCGACGUGGUGCUCAUCCUUGAGCUAGUGUCGGGAGGAGAGCUCUUCGACUUCCUGGCCCAGAAGGAGUCGCUGAGUGAGGAGGAGGCCACCAGCUUCAUCAAGCAGAUCCUGGAGGGUGUGAACUACCUUCAUGCCAGGAAAAUCGCUCACUUUGAUCUCAAGCCAGAAAACAUUAUGUUGUUAGACAAGAAUAUUCCCAUUCCACACAUCAAGCUGAUUGACUUUGGCCUGGCUCAUGAAAUAGAAGAUGGAGUUGAAUUUAAGAACAUAUUUGGGACGCCAGAAUUUGUUGCUCCAGAAAUUGUGAACUACGAGCCCCUGGGCCUGGAGGCUGACAUGUGGAGCAUAGGCGUCAUCACGUACAUCCUCCUAAGUGGAGCAUCCCCUUUCCUGGGAGACACGAAGCAGGAAACGCUAACAAAUAUCACAGCAGUGAGUUACAACUUUGACGAGGAAUUCUUCAGCCAGACCAGUGAGCUCGCCAAGGACUUCAUUCGGAAGCUUCUGGUUAAAGACACCCGGAAACGGCUCACAAUCCAGGAGGCUCUCAGACACCCCUGGAUCACGCUCUCCUUCAGCAUUGUCUCCUUGUGUAACCACCUUACCCGCUCCCUGAUGAAGAAGGUGCACCUGAGGCCAGAGGAGGACCUGAGGAAUUGUGAGAGUGACACAGAGGAGGACAUCGCCAAGAGGAAAGCUAUCCACCCACGGAGGAGGAGCAGCACCUCGUAGGUGGGCUGGUUGUCUCUGCACAGACUCCGGGUCCCCACUCGUCACCAGCACCCAGGCAUUCUGCAUCCCUGAACGCUUUGCGAGACAGAUAAGCCUGCAGG
Neomonachus schauinslandi (Hawaiian monk seal) is the source of this 1211-nucleotide messenger RNA. RefSeq names its product death associated protein kinase 2 (gene DAPK2). Bases 103 to 1110 code for a protein of 335 amino acids. Gene Ontology annotation, biological process: protein phosphorylation; positive regulation of apoptotic process; intracellular signal transduction. The record is from RefSeq and is a predicted model, not a curated record. NCBI's taxonomy places the organism in Eukaryota, Metazoa, Chordata, Mammalia, Carnivora, Phocidae. Gene Ontology annotation, molecular function: protein serine/threonine kinase activity; ATP binding. Gene Ontology annotation, cellular component: cytoplasm; nucleus. The transcript has 11 exons.